Messenger RNA from Schistocerca gregaria, 2068 nucleotides. RefSeq names its product UDP-glucosyltransferase 2-like. Bases 197 to 1741 code for a protein of 514 amino acids. Lineage: Eukaryota; Metazoa; Arthropoda; Insecta; Orthoptera; Acrididae. Gene Ontology annotation, molecular function: UDP-glycosyltransferase activity. The transcript is spliced from 7 exons. The record is from RefSeq and is a predicted model, not a curated record.
AAUGGCAGUCAGUGCCGCUCCGAGCCUCGCCGGAGGGAGAGCAUAGAAAAGGACGCGAUAGUUGCACCACCAUCUCCACACACACACGUGGGUACCUGCUGUAGACGCUGCUCUGGACUGACGUUACAAUUGUGCAGUGUGUAAAUUAUCGACGUGGCGACGUCUCUCUCCACUAAAUAUACGUCGGCAGUGCAGUAUGAACGGUGCCGUGUUGAUGGUCGUGUUGCUGGCGGUAGGAGGGUCAGAGUGUGCCAAGAUCCUGGCCGCGUCGCCGUUCCCCGCCAUCAGUCACGUGUUGCCUCUGAGAGUUAUCGUCCUGGAACUCGCUAAGAGGGGCCACGAAGUGACGUACAUCACAACAGACCCGAUCAAGAAGCCUAUAAAGAACCUGACUGAGGUGGACAUAUCGCCAGCAUACAGAUACCUCCGCAAGUCCUUCGACUGGAUGGAGAUGGCGUCUCACGAGUGGCAACCCGUGGAGAUGCUGUGGAGCAUGGAGGACAUGUCGGCCCCCAUCUGCGAGGACGGCCUCAACAGCCCGGAGAUGGUCGACUUCAUGAAGUCGCCGCCCAAGUUCGACCUGUACAUCAUGGAGAGGUCGCUGGUGCCGUGCUUCUACGGCGUGGCUCAGGCUGUGGGCUCUCCACCAAUGGUGGGCAUCGUGACGCUGGGAGCCUACCCUUAUACCCACUGGACGCACGGAAACCCGGACAACCCAGCGUACUCUCCAUGGUGGAUCCACGCUUACUCGGACCACCUGUCGUUUUGGCAGCGACUCUACAGCUCUUAUGUCUGGCUCUACUUUAUUCUGGUGUGGUUCAAUGUAGCGUUACCGAAACACGACGCGAUAGUGAAGAAUUACUUUGGUGCUGGGGCGCCAUCAAUCUACGAACUCGAGAGGAAUUUCAGUCUCAUGUUCACCACUAACCACUUCACGGAAAGCUACCCCCGACCGAACCUUCCCAAUUUCGUCGAGCUCACUGGCCUACACAUCCAGCCGGACACUAAUCCUCUUCCCAAGGACAUACAGGAGUGGUUGGACGGGGCGACUGAAGGCGUCAUAUACUUUAGCCUGGGCACCAACGUACUGAGCAGUAAAAUGCCACCAGAAAAGCGACGGGCGUUCCUCGACGCCUUCUCUCAGCUGCCGCAGAGGGUGCUCUGGAAGUGGGAGACGGACGAUGCGUCAGACCUGCCGCCUAACGUCAAAAUGUCCAAGUGGUUCCCACAACAAUCCGUGCUAGCACAUCCGAAAGUGAAAGUCUUCAUCACGCAAGGUGGAUUGCAGAGUUUCAAUGAAGCCACUUACUAUGGUGUUCCCCUAAUUGGAAUUCCGUUCAUGGGCGACCAGCACUACAAUGUAGCAAAAAUGGUAGCUGCUGAGAUUGGCUACAGGUUGCAGUUCCGGCACGUCACGAAGGACACCGUUUUAGAGGCUAUACGAACGGUUCUUGAGGAUCCCAGGUAUCGGGAAAACAUGAAGAAGUUAUCAGCAGUGUACCGAGAGCAUCAGGCACAGUCGCUUCCACAGGCCGUCUGGUGGAUAGAAUACAUACUACGGCACAAGGGAGCUCCACAUCUGCGAAGCGGAGCCAUGGAUCUCAGUUGGUACCAGCUGCUGCUGCUAGAUGUCAUCGCCUUCAUUCUGGCUGUAGCUGCAGUCGCUACAUAUGCGAUAUAUUCGCUUGCGAGAUAUCUGUUUUCCGUCAUAUUUAAGACCAAGAAACAGAAGACUCAAUGAAGAAUAAUUUUUAUUAGUUUUGAAGGACUUAAGACUCUACUGUGAGCGAUGGCAAGAACUGUCUUUUAUUGCCUACAUUAAAAACGAUAUGUGGUUAAUUGUAAACGCAAGUCUCCAGUCUUCGUAUUUUUCAUUGUCUUUGUGUAUGGUGUUAGUCGUAUACGGCCAGAUUCUAGAAAAGUUAUGUGAAGUGAUGUGGAGAAGGAGGAGGAGGCUUAACAUAAAAUUGUACAUCAUCUCUUCUGUAACAAGUCAUUUCAUUCGAAACUGAAAGCUGUAUGAUUUUGUCUUUUAAGACAGGAGGUAAAUAAAUUUAUUUAUUUUUAA